CCUUGAUCUUGAGGCGCGUCACGGUAGGGGGCGGAGCUGUCAGCCAGCGUGCUCUACGUCUGACGUCAUCUGUGCGCUUCUCACGCUGAUAGGAGAGCAAGGUGACCGCUCCGCUGUGUCCCGGGAGAGGUAACGUGACAUCAUGGUGCUCCAGCAGCUCUUCCGCUUCUCCUCUAUUCUGCGCUCCUCCAUCUCUCUCCACUUGAGGAGGAAUAUCGGACUGACUGCCAUCGCCUUUAACAAGACCAAGGAGCUAGAUCCCAUCCAGAAGCUUUUCGUCGAUAAAAUCCGUGACUACAGGACUAAGAGCCAAAAAACCGGUGGCACUGUCGACGCUGGGGCAGAGUAUCAGAAAGAUCUGAAUGAAGACAUUAGCAAACUGCAGAGGUUAUAUGGAGGGGGCAACUUGGAAAAAUUUCCAGACUUCAAAUUUGAAGAACCAAAACUGGAGGAUGUACAGAAGUGAUCUGAAUCGUGGACCCGUCUUGUCUGUGUUUCUAGUAAAUUAAUAAACCACUUUGGUGAUGA
Molecule: messenger RNA, 528 nt
Organism: Bufo gargarizans (Asiatic toad)
Lineage: Eukaryota; Metazoa; Chordata; Amphibia; Anura; Bufonidae
Gene: ATP5PF
Product: ATP synthase peripheral stalk subunit F6
Exons: 4
Coding region: 143-466 (107 amino acids)
Biological process (GO): proton motive force-driven ATP synthesis
Molecular function (GO): proton transmembrane transporter activity
Source: RefSeq, a predicted model, not a curated record